AUGGGGGAGUAUUGGGUUGUGGGGGGCAGUUCUGGGGUCUGGGGGGCAGAUAUGAGGUGAAUUACAUGCAGUAAGCAUGCAAAUGAUAUGCAAAUAAGACUGGAUGGUGCUUACGCUCCAGGAUGACCGAGGUGGGGCACUAAUGAGAUGCUAAUGAGAUGUUGAUGGCAUGCGAAUCGUAUGGCGUGGCAAACUAUCAUUGGGGUCAUCGGAACUAGGUGUCGAUUCAUAUGCAAAUGAGAUGCAAAAUAAUGAGGGGGAGGAGCAUAGCGGGGCUUGAUUGAGGUUGGGGGGAAGAGGGAGGAGAGGUUUCACAGGGGGUGAGUCGAGUGGCCGUGGGGCGCGAUUUGGGAUACAAAUGGGAUGUAAAUGAGAUGCAAAUGAUAUGCAAAUGAGGCUUAAUUACCGCAGGAAGGCACAGGAGAGCCAGAAGGAGAUGAAGCUGCUGCUGGAUAUGUACAAAUCUGCCCCCAAGGAGCAGCGGGACAAAGUGCAGCUGAUGGCGGCCGAGCGCAAGAGCAAGGCGGAGGCCGAGGAGCUGCGGUGCCGGGUGAGGGAAUUGGAGGAGAGGGAGAGGAAGGAGAGCAAAAAGCUGGCGGACGAGGAGGCGCUGAGGAGGCUGAGAGCGGCUGAGGAGAGCAUCGAGGGGCUGCAGAGGAGGCUGCAGGCCACCAAGCAGGAGGAAGAGGCCCUGCUGUCGGAGAUGGACGUGACAGGUCAAGCCUUCGAGGACAUGCAGGAGCAGAACCUGAGGCUGCUGCAGCAGCUGCGGGAGAAGGACGACGCCAACUUCAAGCUGAUGUCGGAGCGCAUCAAAGCCAACCAGAUCCACAAACUGCUGCGCGAGGAGAAGGACGAGCUGGCCGAGCAGGUCCUGGCCCUCAAGGCCCAGGUGGACGCCCAGCUGCUGGUGGUGCAGAAGCUGGAGGAGAAGGAGCGGGUGCUGCAGGGCAGCCUGGCUGCAGUGGAGAAGGAGCUGGCGCUCAGGUCGCAGGCGCUGGAGCUCAACAAGAGGAAGGUAGGGGGGGCAGGGGGGGGGACCCCAUAA
Molecule: messenger RNA, 1048 nt
Organism: Phasianus colchicus (ring-necked pheasant)
Lineage: Eukaryota; Metazoa; Chordata; Aves; Galliformes; Phasianidae
Source: RefSeq, a predicted model, not a curated record